Molecule: messenger RNA, 1143 nt
Organism: Emericellopsis cladophorae
Lineage: Eukaryota; Fungi; Ascomycota; Sordariomycetes; Hypocreales; Bionectriaceae
Product: centractin
Exons: 3
Coding region: 1-1143 (380 amino acids)
Source: RefSeq, a predicted model, not a curated record
AUGGGUGACUCUCAUCUUCAAGCAGCCGUCGUGCUGGACAAUGGCUCGGGCACCAUUCGCGCAGGUUUCGCGGGAGGUGAGAUGCCCGACACCUACUUCCCUGCGUUCGUAGGGCGGCCGAAGCAUUUGCGCGUGCUCGCCGGUGCGCUGGAAGGCGACGUGUUCAUUGGGAAGCAUGCAGAGAACGAAAUGAGGGGCCUUCUCAAGAUCAAGUACCCGCUGGCCCAUGGUAUUGUGACGGAUUGGGACGAUAUGGAGCGGAUCUGGGAAUACGUCUAUAGCGACGCACUCAAGACCAUGAGUGAAGAUCACCCUGUACUGUUGACCGAGCCCCCUCUGAACCCCCGAAGCAAUCGCGACACGGCCGCCCAGAUCCUCUUUGAGACCUUCAACGUACCGACCCUCCACACAGCCAUGCAGGCCAUCCUAUCACUAUACGCCAGUGGACGGACGACGGGCAUCGUGCUCGACUCGGGCGACGGCGUGUCGCACGCGGUGCCCGUCUACGAAGGCUUUUCCGUCCAGAACAGCAUCCGCCGUGUCGACGUGGCGGGGCGAGACGUGACCGAAUAUCUGCAGAUGCUGCUGCGCAAGAGCGGCCACGUCUUCCACACGAGUGCCGAGAAGGAGAUUGUGCGUCUCAUCAAGGAGCAGCUGUCCUACGUGGCGCACGAUCCUCGCAAGGAGGAGCGCGAGUGGUUCGGCCCCAAACACAGCGAGAGCAAGAUGGGCGAGUACAAAUUACCAGAUGGCAACAAGCUCAAGGUCGGGGCGGAGCGCUUCCGCGCACCGGAGAUCCUCUUCGACCCGGAGAUCAUCGGCCUCGAGUACCCAGGCCUUCACCAGAUCGUGGUGGACUCGAUUAGCCGCGCGGAUCUGGACCUGCGCAAGUCGCUGUACAGCAACAUUGUGCUGUCGGGCGGCAGCACGAUGAUCAAGGGAUUCCCGGACCGACUGCUCUCCGAGGUCCAGAAGCUGGCGCCCAAGGACAUGCGGCUCAAGAUCUUCGCGCCGCCCGAGCGAAAGUUUACCACAUGGAUCGGCGGGAGUAUCCUGGCGCAGCUGAGCACGUUCAAGAAGAUGUGGGUGACAAUUGACGACUGGCACGAGGACCCCGACUGCAUCCAUGCGAAAUUUAUAUAA